Hyaloperonospora brassicae is the source of this 1479-nucleotide messenger RNA. Lineage: Eukaryota; Oomycota; Peronosporomycetes; Peronosporales; Peronosporaceae. The record is from the annotation of a GenBank genome assembly.
AUGGUCCGCUUCUGCAGCACGCGCGGCGGCGUCCGCGGCCUCAGCUUCGAGCAGGCCGUGCUCACGGGCCUCGCGGCCGACCGCGGACUGCUCGUGCCGGAAGCCGACGAGUUCCCGACGCUGCCCGUCCACGCGCUGGACCAGUGGCAGUCGCUGUCGUACCAGUCGCUCGCCGCGCAGGUCAUGCGGCUCUUUGUCGACGACGCAGAGCUCUCGUCGGCCGAACUCGACGCGCUCGUGCAGAAGAGUUACAGCCCCGCGACGUUCCGCGCGCCCGACGUGGCGCCGCUGGUCAAAGUCACGGACCAACUGCUCGUGCUCGAGCUCUUUCACGGCCCCACGUUUGCGUUCAAAGACAUUGCGCUGCAGUUCCUCGGAAACCUCUUUGACGUGUUCCUCGCGCGCGCGAACGAGCGACAAGCGGCUGCAGGGGCUCCUGCGCACGCGAUUACGGUCGUGGGCGCCACGUCGGGCGACACGGGCAGCUCGGCGAUCUACGGCCUGCGCGGCAAAGCGAACAUUGAGGUGUUCAUUCUGUUCCCCGAGGGCCGCGUGAGUGCGAUUCAGCAGCGCCAGAUGACGACUGUAAUGGACGCCAACAUCCACAACGUGGCGGUGCGGGGCACGUUCGACGACUGCCAAGCGAUCGUCAAAGAUCUGUUUGCCGACGCGGCGUUCAACGCCACGUACCACUUGGGCGCCGUCAACUCGAUCAACUUUGCGCGCAUCUUGGCCCAGAUUGUCUACUACGUGUGGGCGUACCUUCGGGCGCGGGAACAGGGCGUGACGGGUGACAUUGCGUUCUCGGUCCCCACGGGCAACUUUGGUGACGUCCUGGCAGGGUUCUAUGCCAAGAAACUCGGGGUCCCCCUGGGCAAACUCAUUGUCGCGACGAACGAGAACGACAUCCUGCACCGCUUCUUCUCGACCGGCAAGUACGACCGCCGCGACAUUGCGCACACGAUCUCGCCGUCGAUGGACAUUUGCGUCUCGAGCAACUUUGAGCGCUACCUCUUUGCCUUGUCGGGCGAAAACCACGACGUCUUGCGCGGCUGGAUGCAAGCGUUUGAGCAAACGGGGGAGCUGACGAUCACAGGCGAGCUGCUGGCCAAGGCCCAGGACGAAAUGGCUUCGUACGCCGUGCUCCAGGAUGAGGUGUGCUCGACCAUUGCAGAGUACAACAAGGUGCAGCAUUACCUGUUUGACCCACACAGUGCGAUUGGCGCGGCUGCAGCCGCGCGCUUCGACUCGGACGCCAGCGCUGACAAGCCCGACUCGGCAGUGGUCGUCGUGGGCACUGCGCACUAUGGCAAGUUUCUGCCCGUUGUGUCCGAGGCGCUUGGUGUGGCCGAGUCGGAGAUCCAGCAGCACCCGAUCUUGAAGGCCCUGGAAUCGAUGCCCACUCGAGUAUCGACGGCAGACAACUCGACUGCUGCUGUGGCCGAGCACAUUCGCAAGACGCUCAGCGAGAAGAAUUGA